ACUACACCUCAUCCACACCCCUCAAAACCUCAAGGCAAAAACCAAAAAAGAGAAUUCCCAUGAAAACACUCAUCCAUGUCCCAAAGCAAAGCAUAAAUUCCACCAUCUCCUUUUUCAAAAGAGUCCUUGCUUGCCUCCCAGCCCUAUCCUUCCCCUUUCCUUCCAUAUAUACCUAGAUUCAAUAGUCUCCAAAAUCAAAACCCAAGAAUUUUUAAUAUAUAUAGAUAUAUAUAUAUAUAUAUAUAUUAAAAAAAAGAUUAUUGGGCCCGGGCUUAAAAUGUCACGGGCUAGAGGAGACUGCUGCAAGUGCUGCAUUAAGCUGCAAUUGGGCCUGGGCCUAACGGCCCUGAUUCUCUACCUCACUUACCGUCCCAUCCGUCCCCGUUUCUUCAUCACCACCUUCUCGGUCACCUCCGGUAACCUCACCGCCUCCUACCGGCUCGAAAUCGAGAACAAGAACCGCCAGAUCGCCGUCCUCCACGACCCCAUCACCCUUAAGCUUUCACUCCCAGCCGAUAAUCUCACUGCCGUCGGCGCCCCCAUCGCCGCCUUCCACCAAGGCCACCAGAAGACCGCCGACUUCGACCGUUCACUCACGAUCCAUAACGGAACUUGGUUUUCCGCCGUUGCUAACGCCUCUGCCGUGUUCCACGUCUCGGUCUCGUCGGCGUUUCGAUACAAGGUGUUCUCUUGGAAGAGCCGGCAUCACAGCGUCAACAUCGGCGGCGACGUAGCUGUUGAUAAGGAGGGUAGGAAGACUGCCGAGAAGGGUAUACGUCUUUCAUCUGCCUCUCCGCCGCCGGUCGCUGCCUUUCUUGUUGUCCUCCCGGCGGCGCAUCUCGUUCUCCUGUUCAAGUAUUAGAGAGAAGUCUUGCGCAAUGAGUAGUCCACCAUCUUUUGCAGUGAGGAAUGAAAUCAACGCCGGGGCCGAGAUUGAAAGCAAAAGGCUUUGCAGAGAUAGCCCAAG
Dioscorea cayenensis subsp. rotundata (Guinea yam) is the source of this 967-nucleotide messenger RNA. Its product is annotated as protein NDR1-like. The record is from RefSeq and is a predicted model, not a curated record. The transcript has 2 exons. Lineage: Eukaryota; Viridiplantae; Streptophyta; Magnoliopsida; Dioscoreales; Dioscoreaceae. Bases 278 to 862 code for a protein of 194 amino acids. Gene Ontology annotation, biological process: defense response to other organism.